Exophiala bonariae is the source of this 1983-nucleotide messenger RNA. RefSeq lists its product as uncharacterized. NCBI's taxonomy places the organism in Eukaryota, Fungi, Ascomycota, Eurotiomycetes, Chaetothyriales, Herpotrichiellaceae. Gene Ontology annotation, molecular function: hydro-lyase activity. The record is from RefSeq and is a predicted model, not a curated record. The coding region runs from base 1 to 1983 and encodes 660 amino acids. The transcript has 4 exons.
AUGGCAUGCCAAAAAGAGCCCGAAGCUUGUGCCACGUGCCCAAGUGACGGACACCAACACGGCAUUGGCGACAUCGAGGACUACAAGCUGGAGCUGGAAGCCUUACGCAAACGGACACAGGAGCUCGAGUCAAAAUUGGCGUCUGUAAAUCUCGAUGUCGGAACCAGCACCAACGGCACAGCCACCAAGCCCAGAUCCAAACCCAGGUUGAGAUCGGAGUACUGGUUCAACGCCGAUGAGAAUAAGGAGAUGUGCGCGCUGUAUACGGAUCGAUAUCUCAACUAUGGGCUUACUCACGAGGAGCUGAACUCGGGGAAGCCCAUUAUCGGAAUUGCGCAGUCGGGCUCGGAUCUGGCGCCUUGCAAUCGAUAUCACCUGCAGCUUGCGAAACGAGUGCGCGAGGGGAUUCGCUCGUCUGGUGCGAUUGCGUUUGAGUUUCCAACGCAUCCAAUACAAGAGAGUUCGAGGAGACCGACUGCCACGCUUGACCGGAAUUUGGCUUAUUUGGGGCUCGUUGAACUGCUUCACGCUUAUCCUCUCGAUGGUGUUGUGCUCUUGACGGGUUGUGAUAAGACGACACCUGCCUUCUUGAUGGCAGCGGCCACAGUGAAUAUUCCAUCGAUAUGUCUUAACGUCGGUCCCAUGUUGAACGGUCGUCUCGGCUCCAACGACAAGAUGGGUUCUGGCACGGUAUUGUGGAAAGCUAGAGAUAUGCAUGCCGCUGGAGAGAUCGAUGACGAGACUCUUAUGGCGAUGAUUUCUUCUGGUACUCCUUCGGCUGGUCAUUGCAACACAAUGGGAACAGCAUCAACCAUGAACGCUCUUGCCGAGGCUCUUGGUAUGGCGCUUCCUGGCUCAGCUGCAAUUCCCGCCCCAUAUCGAGAACGGCUGCAAUGCGCAUAUAAAACUGGUCGUCAAAUCGUGGAAAUGGUACACUCUGACCGCAAACCGAGUGACAUCAUGACCAGAGAGGCAUUUGAGAACGCAAUCAUUGUCAACAGUGCUAUUGGUGGGAGCACUAAUGCCCCGAUUCACCUCAACGCCGUAGCAAAGCAUAUUGGUGUACCCCUUGAUCUAAAUGACUGGGAUACUAUUGGCUUCGACAUUCCCCUCCUACUAAAUGUACAGCCUGCAGGCGAAAUGCUUUGCGAAGAGUACUAUAAAGCCGGCGGCCUCCCUGCCAUCAUGGCUGAGCUACUCCAGCAGAAUAAGUUGCACGCAGAUAUUGUGACUGCCAACGGCAAGACAGUUCGAGAAAAUGUGACUGGUAAGCAGACGUGGGAUAGACAAACUAUCAAGGCGUACCAGGAACCUAUGAAAACAUCCGCCGGCUUCCUCCAUAUGACUGGCAACCUUUUUGACUCAGCCAUCAUGAAGACAUCUGUGGUCUCAGAUGACUUCCGGAAAGAAUUUCUAGAGGACCCUAAAGACCCCAAUGCCUUCGAGUGCAAGGCUGUGGUUUUCGAUGGACGCGAGGAUUUCAUUGAGCGGAUUGACGAUCCUAAAACGGGUAUUGACCGCAGGACCAUCCUCGUAAUUCGUGGAGUUGGUCCCCUUGGAUAUCCUGGUGCGGCCGAAGUCGUUAAUAUGCACGCUCCAGGGUAUAUUAUUAAACAAGGAGUAACAUCUCUUCCUUGCAUAGGAGAUGGACGGCAAUCAGGGACCUCUGGUUCACCAUCCAUCCUAAAUGCGAGUCCAGAAGCGGCUGCUGGUGGAAACUUGGCAAUUCUCAGGGAUGGUGAUCGGUUACGAGUCGACCUCAACAAGAGAACGGUCAAUAUCUUGAUUCCACAUGAUCAGCUGAAGAAGAGGCGUGAUGAGCUGGAAGCCAAAGGUGGUUAUGCUGUACCAGAAAGCCAGACGCCAUGGCAGGAUAUAUUCAGGAGGGAAGUUGGACAAUUAAACGAGGGAAUGGUGCUCAAGAAUGCUCCGAAAUUCCAGAGAGUUGCACAACGGUGGCCGGCACCCAAGCACAAUCACUAG